GCAAUGACAAAAAGGAACACACUGUGAACAGAGGAUUUGAUUUCCUAGGAUGCCUGUGAAGUGGAUGUCUGUUCUGCUGCUCCUGCAGAUGAGUUGCUACUUCAGAUCUGGGAAUUGUGGGAAGGUGUUGGUAUGGCCGAUGGAAUUCAGUCAUUGGCUGAAUCUGAAGAUAAUACUGGAUGAACUUGCACAGAGAGGUCAUGAAGUGACAGUUCUGAGACCUGCAUCUUCUAUUUUUGUUGAUCCCCAAAAAUCACCUAGCCUGAAGUUUGAGACUUUUCCCACAUCUCUCAGUAAAGACGAUCUGGAAAAGUAUUUCAACAAGUUUGUGGAUGUAUGGACUUAUGAAGUACCAAGAGAUACAUGUUUAUCAUUCUCUCCUUUGCUACAAAACGUGUUUGAUGAAUUUUCUGAUACCUAUCAAAGUAUUUGUGAAGACACAGUUACAAACAAACAACUUAUGACAAAAUUACAGAAUUCCAAGUUUGAUGUCCUUUUCUCGGAUGCCAUUGGCCCCUGCGGGGAGCUGAUAGCUGAACUUCUCCAGAUCCCUUUCUUGUACAGUCUUCGCUUCACUCCUGGUUAUACAAUGGAAAAGUACAGUGGAGGAUUAACACUCCCGCCCUCCUAUGUACCUAUGAUUCUGUCAGGAUUAGGUGGGCAAAUGACAUUCAUGGAGAGGGUGAGAAAUAUGAUAUGCAUGCUUUAUUUUAACUUUUGGUCCCAGACAUUUAAUGAGAAGAAAUGGAGUCAGUUUUACAGUGAAACUUUGGGAAGGCCCACUACCUUAGCUGAGACAAGAGGCAAAGCACAAAUGUGGCUCAUUAGAUCCUAUUGGGAUCUGGAGUUUCCUCACCCAACUUUACCAAAUGUUGACUAUGUUGGAGGACUCCACUGCAAACCGGCAAAACCUUUGCCUAAGGAAAUGGAAGACUUUGUCCAGAGCUCUGGAGAGCAUGGUGUUGUGGUGUUUUCUCUGGGGUCAAUGGUCAGAGACAUGACAGAAGAAAAGGCCAAUGCAAUUGCGUGGGCCCUUGCCCAGAUUCCACAAAAGGUACUUUGGAGAUUUGAUGGUAAAACACCAGACACCUUAGGACCCAAUACCAGAGUCUACAAAUGGCUCCCCCAGAAUGACCUUCUAGGUCAUCCAAAAACCAAAGCCUUUGUAACUCAUGGUGGAGCCAAUGGCGUCUAUGAGGCGAUCCAUUUUGGAAUCCCUAUGGUUGGCAUUCCUUUGUUUGGAGAACAACAUGAUAAUAUUGCUAACAUGGUGGCCAAAGGAGCAGCUGUUGCAUUAAAUAUUAGAACAAUGUCAAGGUCAGAUUUGCUCAAUGCACUGGAGGCAGUCAUAGAAAAUCCUUCCUAUAAAGAGAAUGCUAUGUGGUUAUCAACCAUUCACCAUGACCAGCUCGUGAAGCCUCUGGACAGAGCCAUCUUCUGGAUUGAGUUUGUCAUGCGCCACAAAGGAGCAAAGCAUCUGAGGCCACUUGCGUUUAACCUCACCUGGUACCAGUACCACUCUCUGGAUGUGAUUGGAUUCCUGCUCGCCUGUGUGGCAGCCAUGGCUUUCCUUGCCAUAAAAUUCUGCUCAUUCAUUUAUCAAAAGUUUAUAAAAAUGGGAAAGAAAAUGAAGAAUGAGUAGAUCUCAUUGAGAAUGUACUACAUGAGCUAUAUUUCAGCAUCAUUCUAAUUUAUGAACUGCCUUCCAAAUAUUCACUGAUUAAUUUAUCAAGUCAUAUCUUCUUUGGAGAGACAAAAGGGAAGGGGAAAAUAAUGUAAUUAUAUUAUAAUCUCAAAAAAUAAAAACCGUAAUUAAAAGGGAAAAGCUGAGCAAGCUAUAAGGAACAAUAUGGUAAGCAAAGUUCCUCCAUUACAUCUGCUUCAGUUCUGCCUUCUGAUUCCUGUCUUUAACCUCUGACCUACUUUUCCUCAGUUAUGGACAUGGAGCUAUGAGAUGAAAUAAACCCUCUGCUUUCUCAAAUAAAAAUGAAUAUUUUGAAAAAAUUCAAACAAAGGAGAGGCCUGGGCCUGGGCAGGGGCAGGCACCACUAUGAUGAGUAAAUACGUGGUGGAGAGACAGGAGAGGAAGAGAAGUGGAAGCAGCUUGUGCUCUAUGAAGAGAGGCAGAACUGCAGACGUGAAGGCAGCAGGAAACAACCCCAUGUGAGAGGCCUGCACUGCCACCUGAGGUCAUGGUGGUAUCUGUGAUGCCACAGAGGGCCAUAUCUGGGUCGGUGGACUUUCUGUAUCAGGGGUCUGUGUCAGUGUUCAUGGUGAUGUGGACCUCCUUGGUCUGGCUGCCAUUUGAGGCCAGGUUAAUGUCUGAGUACUGUGCUGAGCUGGUCCAACCACUCACCAGUCACCACACUGUAGCACCAUUGGUGACAUGAGCACAGAAGAGAAGACCCUGCCCCCUUGCCUGGGCAGUGUGGGAGAGCUGGCUCCAGAUGAGGUGUGGAAGAGCUAUCUCAUAACUUGGUAUGGGAGAGCUGGCCCUGCCCCUCAUCUGAGCAGUGUAGAUGAGCUGCCCCAGGUAGCAUGGGCACAGGAGAGACAGCCCCACUCCUUGCCUGGGGACUAUGGGAGAGUUGGCUCUGAUGCCACGGGCAAGGGAGAGCUGGAGGGCUGAUCAACUCAGUUACCACCCAGGCCCAGAUGUAGGGCUUUGAGCUGGCCCAUACUACCAUUUAUGAACUGCUGGAGUUCACGAAGGGCCUGGACCUGCAGAACCAAAGUUGAAGGAUCUCCAUGACACAGGGCAAAAACAGGAUAUCCUAGAGGAGUUGUAGUGAGGAUCCAGUACCAAUAGUGUAGCAGAAGCCAGAGGCCCUGAACCAGACCAAUGACUCAUUGUAAUCAGCAUUUACUAGUAAGCUGUUUGUACAAAAGUGUAUACUGUAUGAGACACCAUGGCACACUGCAGCUUCUACCAUGAGAUUUUUUUUGUAAUUUUAAUUUCUUUUGUGUGUGUAUGGUUGAGUUAUAGGGGUGGAAGGUAGAUAUGGAAGGACUGGGAAAUGAGUGGGAUUGGGGUGCAUGGUGUGAAAUUCACAAAAAAAUCAAUAAAAAAUUAUUGGAAGAAAUUUGGACAAAGAAAUCAACCAUACUCUAUUAUGAAAUAACGGUGUGAAAAAAACUGAAAAGAGUAAUGACCUCAUCCUGUCCUACCUUCUCAUAUUCGUAGGUGUCAUGAUUACAGCUGGAUGUUGAGUAAUUACAUGUAUAUGAGUGAGUUAGAUCAAUGAUUAAUUAAAAAAAACUAUAACUGAAAAAAAUCAUAUAUUUUAUCAUAAUAUCAUAUUGAUAAUUGCCUCAGAAUAGGAAAAGCAGACAAGGUGAAGUGGAAUUGAAGAAAAGAAUGAAAUUGUAUUGUAAAAGAGGGGGGAAAUGUAAAUAAAAUGUACUCUCUUUUUUGUGAAAAUGCUUGAAGAAAGAAAGUUCUAUAUUUAAUAAAUUUGGAAAUACACUCUCUGGCAAA
Molecule: messenger RNA, 3478 nt
Organism: Peromyscus leucopus (white-footed mouse)
Lineage: Eukaryota; Metazoa; Chordata; Mammalia; Rodentia; Cricetidae
Product: UDP-glucuronosyltransferase 2B17-like
Exons: 6
Coding region: 50-1642 (530 amino acids)
Molecular function (GO): UDP-glycosyltransferase activity
Source: RefSeq, a predicted model, not a curated record